AUGGCCACCAGGAAGAAGCUCAAGGAUCGACUAACGAUCCGAAAAUCGCUGAUUUCAUCGUUCGAAGCGAUGGAGAGUUUCGUCGAGAAUUAUGAGGAGGCAAGCGAUAUCCUGCAAGUGCCUGUACGCCUGGAAAUGCUGAAUCAACUGUACCAAGAAUUCAUCAAGGUACAAGCUGAUAUUGAGCGCUUCGACAGUGGUGAUGCGCCGUUGGCAAGGCACUUUCAAGAACGGAAUGAGGUAGAAUCGCGGUACUGUGCGGUGAAAGGUUGGCUGAUGAGCCAAAUUUUGGCCGAACCGGCUCCUGUCAAUGAGACCAUCAAUGCCCAACGAAUGCCAGCCAGCUUCCAUUUCCGCCUUCCCAAAAUUGACUUGCCAAAGUUCGAUGGGGACUACUCUCGGUGGCUGGGAUUCAGAGACACUUUCAAAUCUAUGGUCCACGAUGUUCCAGAAAUUCCACCUGUAGCAAAGCUGCAAUUCCUGUUGCAGUCCUUGGAAAGAGAUGCCAGGAAGCCGUACGAGACGGUAGACAUCGAGGCAGAUAACUAUGGACCAACCUGGGAGGCCCUCCUCAAACGCUACGACGACCAGCAUUUCCUAAAGAAGCAGCUGUUCCGGGCUCUAUACGAUCUGACGCCUAUUCGCAAGGAAUCUCCGGAAGGUCUCCACACCCUAGUGGACGACUUCCAACGCCACGUCAAGGCAUUGGCAAAGCUAAGGGAAGCAGUCGACACAUGGGACACUCCUCUGGUAUGUAUGCUCUCGUACAAAUUAGAUUCUGCUUCUCUCCGUGCCUGGGAAGAGCAUUCGUCGAAAAUGGACCAGGUUACAUACGCUAAUUGCAUCGAAUUCCUAUACCAACGGAUCAGGGUUCUCCAGACGGUCUCCUCAGAGAUGGAACAUCGUCAUACACCAGUUAAGGUGGCCGGUACAAGUCCAUUCAGGAAACCACAGCAAUCGAGGUCGGUCGCUAAUACCGCGGUUGCUAGCCCACGAUCCAGUCUCCUAUCGUGUAUCUCCUGCUCCGAAAAGCAUCUCUUGGUACAGUGUCCAACAUUCCAAAGGCUCUCCGUUGGUCAACGGAGGGAACUCAUCGCCCAGAAACGUCUUUGCUGGAACUGUUUCAAGUCCUCCCACGUCGCACGGAACUGUGACUCAAAGUUUUCCUGUCGCCUCUGCCAUGAACGACACCACACGCUGCUCCACCAAUCCCAGCCUUCACCAUCCCCACAGAAAUGUAGCGUCGCCCCAGAAGUCGAACCACCAGCCUCCUCCUCCACGGUAAGGUCCGUGGAAUCAAGUGUAUCAGCUCAUCCAGCUACCGAAGUGAGUCUACCAGCUCAUGCCCGCUCUUCAAGCACAGCUUUCCUUUGCACGUUUGUGCUGACAGUCCUCGAUGAAGAUGGUAACGAGCACUUCGCUCGAGCACUCAUCGAUUCUGGAUCCCAAUCCAACUUCAUCUCCAAAAGGCUCGCUAGUCGUCUGAGUCUGAAACCAGAACGAGCCCACAUCCUCAUCACUGGGGUUGGGGAGUCGGCAACCAGGGUUUCACAGCUGGUCUACGCAUCGAUUCGCUCACGAGACGAGUAUUACACAAGUGAAUUGGAAUUCCUAGUUCUUCCAACCCUCAUGACCGAACUUCCGGGCAGAGACGUGGACAUCUCCGAUUGGUACAUUCCCAAGACAGUUGAACUCGCCCAUCCCAACUUCAACAUCAAUAGUCCCAUCGUUAUGAUCUUGGGAGCUGACCAAUUCCAUGAGUACCUGAGGAACGGUAGGAUCCACCUCAACCGUGGGUCACCAACGCUAAUCGAAACAAUUUUCGGUUGGGCAGUUUCGGGCCGCUGGUACAGCAAUUUUCCACGGAUCCCUCUACGCUGUUGUACCGCAACCACCACCCAUAACCUGGAAUCACUUAUGGAGAAGUUCUGGGAUAUUGAGUCCAUCAAUACUGGUCGAAUUUACUCGGCAGACGAAGUCGCUUGUGAUGAGCUGUACCAUGCUACUACGAUCAGAAACGCAGACGGAAGGUAUGUAGUCGCUCUUCCAAAAUCUCAGAAUCCCCAUAUUCACCUCGGCGAAUCCCGAGCCAUCGCCGAAAGACGUCUGCGAAGUUUGGAACGCUGGCUUGAGCGGGACGAAGCUGUCAAGGUAGCCUACCAUGAAUUUAUGGACGAGUACCUACGACUUGGCCACAUGCGACGACUCGAAGAUCCGGUAGAUGAUUCUCUGAUGCACUACUCUUGCCGCAUCACCCGGUGUUCAAGGCCAGCAGUACUACGACAAAGGUACGGGUCGUAUUCGAUGCCUCCUGCCGCACAUCAUCUGGCAAUUCCUUGA
Messenger RNA from Ochlerotatus camptorhynchus, 2340 nucleotides. RefSeq lists its product as uncharacterized. Gene Ontology annotation, biological process: proteolysis. The coding region runs from base 1 to 2340 and encodes 779 amino acids. The record is from RefSeq and is a predicted model, not a curated record. NCBI's taxonomy places the organism in Eukaryota, Metazoa, Arthropoda, Insecta, Diptera, Culicidae. Gene Ontology annotation, molecular function: aspartic-type endopeptidase activity. The transcript has a single exon.